GCCGACAAGCCGAUGGCACACGGAGAGAGUCAGCUGACUGCCACACUGCUAACCUCUGUAGUGGCGGCAGUGUUUGGCUCUCUGCAGAUCGGAUACCACACCGGCAAUGUCAACUCCCCAGCCAGAGUUAUUGAAGACUUCUUCAAUGUGACAUGGAAGUCUAGACAUAAUCAGUCCAUGCCAGAACACAGUUUGACAUUUCUGUGGGCUCUCUCAGUCAGCAUCAAGGACUUUGGAGCUCUGUUGGGGUCACUGGGGGUCAAAAGCCUGGCUGAUUCCUAUGGAAGGAGAAAUGCCAUUCUCAUAGCAAACAUUUUGUCUAUAGUGGGUGCCGGUCUGAUGUUCCUAAGCAAAGCAUCUAAAGCUUUUGAACUUCUUAUUGUGGGCCGUUUCAUUUUUGGCCUUUUCUGUGGUCUGGUGAUGAGUCUAAACCCGCUGUAUAUCCAAGGCGUGUCCCCGAUUAACCUCCGUGGUGCCUUCGCAACUCUCAACCAGGUUUCUUUUGCCUCUGGCAUCUUCCUGGGCAUGGUGGUGGGCUUAGAAACAGUCCUGGGUACAUGGAAGUACUGGGCGUUUAUGUUGUCUUUGUCCCUCAUUCCUGCUGUCCUCCAGUACUUAAUCUUACCUUUUUGUCCUGAGAGCCCUCGCUAUGUCUUUAUCAACUGUGGUAAAGAGCAAGAAGCAGAAGCUGCUUUAAGAAGGUUAAGAGGGAACCCUGAACAGGUAGCAAAGGAGAUGGAUGAAAUGAGAGAGGAAGCAGCUCACAGUGAAGCCAGAGUAACUAUCGGGGAAUUCUUCAUCAAGCGUUGCUACAGGCAGCCCAUAAUACUUGUUCUAAUCAUAAACCUGGGGAGCCAGUUAUCCGGAUUCAACGCGAUCAUAAAUUAUUCAACGAAAAUAUUUACCAAGGCCAAAUUUGAAGAAGCAAAAUAUCUAACACUUGGAGUUGGAGCUGUCAACGUGGCAUUUACCAUCGUGUCUUUGUUCUUGGUGGAGAGGGCAGGGCGCAGGAAGCUGCUCCUUACUGGCUUCCUAUUGGUAGCUUUUUGUAAUUUACUAAUGACCAUCACAGACUCCUUGCUGGACAUAGUCCUGGACAUUCGUGGGCUUCAGGUGCUUGUGGUGUUUACCCUGAUUUCAGCAUAUGAGCUGGGUCCAGGGCCCAUCUCCUGGUUCAUUGGUUCUGAGCUUUUUGACCAGCCAGCCCGGCCCAUCGCCAUGGCUUUCACCAGCAUGCUCAACUGGGGAGGGAAAUUCCUGCUAGCCCUCCUUUUCCCACCACUAUUGCACCUGUGUGGAGCUUACGUCUACCUCAUCUUCAUGUCCAUGGCCAUGAUAGCAUUUGCCUACACAAUGUUUCGCCUUCCGGAGACAAAGGGACGGACAUUUGAUGACAUCGCUGCUGAGUUUCGCGGGGCUGAGAGCAUUCCCCUGCAUAACAAAACAACUUUCAAUACUUUUACAUGAACAACGUGGCUCUUCUGGCUCAGGCACGGACUCAGCAGUCUGAUAACCC
Clarias gariepinus (North African catfish) is the source of this 1516-nucleotide messenger RNA. RefSeq names its product solute carrier family 2, facilitated glucose transporter member 1 (gene slc2a1c). Gene Ontology annotation, cellular component: membrane. The coding region runs from base 13 to 1467 and encodes 484 amino acids. The transcript has 10 exons. Gene Ontology annotation, molecular function: hexose transmembrane transporter activity. Gene Ontology annotation, biological process: monosaccharide transmembrane transport. The record is from RefSeq and is a predicted model, not a curated record. Lineage: Eukaryota; Metazoa; Chordata; Actinopteri; Siluriformes; Clariidae.